Messenger RNA from Aegilops tauschii subsp. strangulata, 297 nucleotides. NCBI's taxonomy places the organism in Eukaryota, Viridiplantae, Streptophyta, Magnoliopsida, Poales, Poaceae. The record is from RefSeq and is a predicted model, not a curated record.
AUGUCAGCCUGGGCGCCCCACUUCGCCGCCCUCCAUCCCGCGGGCCCGCCGGGGCCCGACCGCGGCCCUCCCGGCCCGGCGCCGCCGCCCGUGCCUCCCGCGCGCCUCCCCGUGCCCGAGCGUCUCGUGCCCGAGAUCCGCCACCUCCGCCAGCCGGCGUCCCGCGCAGCUCGCCGGCGACCCCGCGCCACCUCGUCGCGGCUCCGUCAGCCGCCGUCGCCCGCCUCCACCGGCGCCGCCGCACCGCCGCCGUCCACCGCGCUCGUCACCCCCGACCUCGCCGGAUUCUUAACAUGA